AGUAAUUGUUAACUUGAUACUGGCAAUAUUGGAGGCGAACAUUUAAUAACCACGUGUGAAUAGAGUGAGUGCUGAAGAAAUAGUAAGAAACUAAGAAUUUAUCCAGCUUACUCUGAUGAAGUUGUUCUUUCCGUUGUGAAACUGCAGCAAUGGAAAAUCAAGCUGAAGUCGUGGAAACUUUAGUGGAUCCCGAUGAUGAGGAAAAUAUCGCAAAUAGUAGUUACCGAAUAGAUGAGGCAUCGGAAACGAAUACCGACGUCCCUAGGACUGUGCCAGGAAUUAAUUUGGAUGAUAUGUCUUUAGAUUCUUCAACACAUGAUCUCUCAUAUAAUGCUGAAGUUCCUGAAGUUUGUGAAUCCCAAUUGAUGUACAAUGCUGCAAAUGAUGAUGGAAAAGCCAAUACAGGAGGCAGUGAAGAUGCUGAGAAAAAUGAUCCUGAUAAUAUGCCAGCCAUAUUGUUGACAGCAAUGAGAAAUCAGUUAUCAUCUAUACAUAUGGUCCAAGAUAAUGUUCAUGAAAAGGUUAAUCCUGUGUUGGAAACAAGUUCAAGGGAAGAUACAGUAAUAUUGGAAGAAACAAGUGACUGUAAAAGAUCUUGCUCCGUAAACUUGAUGUGUGAAGGCCUUACAAGUAAUGCGGAAUCUUCACUCGGCAUUGAAACUGAAGAAUUUAGUGGAAAGAAUGUGGCAAAAGCAUCUGAAGUUCUACAUACCUCAAUCAGCAAAAUGAGUGUAAUGCAAGCUCCUUCAGAAAUCUGUGAUGCUAUUGGUGGCCAAAAAGGCAAGUGUUUGGAAGGUAUGAAAAGUUUGCCAUUUUCUGAAAAAAUCUAUGGUUCAAUUGAUGAAAAGCAAAUAGCAAUUGAAUCUCAACAAAUAAAAGAAUGUGAGUCAACCAUUUUCACCAUACUAAAGAAACCAGAUGGUUCUCUAUCUGACAGUUCUACUGGUCUGUGUGAAGGUACCACUUGUAAUACUCCAAAUGUAAUUCCUUGCAUGGUUCAAGAAGAUCAAGUCUUGAGAAGAAUAAGAUUGCUACAGAAACAAGUUGAGCAUACUCAUGAUCUGUACUCUAGGAAAUUGAGUGAAGAUUUUCUUUCUGUGAAAAAGUUUUUUGAAGAUCUUAAUCAACAAGACACCCUAUUUCAAGAGAUGUCCUCACAAGCUGAUCUCCUUAAGGAAACUCUAGAUUCGGUGCUCCAGUUACCGGAAUCAUCGAAAUCGGACGUUCUUGAUCGUCUAGAAGCAUGUUUCAAUUCAGGUCACUGGCUAGAAAAAUCUGUGAAGACAAAAGAACUUGCUAGUUGCAAACAACUGAUGAGUAAAGGUUACGUUUCCCUAAAAUAUGGCGGUGUUUCUAAGGUAAAGGCCAUUAUCAAUCAGCACUGCCGUCCGCAAUUAUCAACUGAAGACGCCCCACAAUCAAAUGUGGAAGAUAUCCUCUGUGAUCCAUACCUCGUCACCGUUACAUCCAUCAUAGAUCCUGGAGAGUUUUAUGUCGUCCGUCUGUGUGACAGUGGGAAGCUUGAUACAAUUCUGACAACGCUAAAAGAAAAUGCCGAUUUUUAUCCAAUUCCAUUAGAGACAUCCCCAGGUCAGAUGUAUGCUGUUCGUAAUAGUGCUCUCAACUGGUUCCGUGGCGUAUGUGGAAAAGAAUGCGGGCGUCACCAAGUCGGUGAUCAACCAUCUGAAAUUCUCUACGAAUUUUUCAUGAUAGAUCAAGGACACCAUGAACGUAUUCCUGCGUCUUCCAUCCGUCUUCUUCCUAUGGAAAUUCUGAAUAUUCCGCCAAUCGCUCGCGAAUGCACCUUGAAUCAAAAUUUUCAGGGCACUACUUGGAGUCUUCAAACAAUCAGCCUUUUCAAGCAAAUGACCAGGCAGUCUCCUAUGAAUAUGAAGGUUUUCAAACAACAUGGGGGAGUUCUAGAAGUCGACCUCGGUCAGCUGAUAAGCUUUGGUGAAGCAGCAAAUAUUGUAUCCGUAAGAGAUGCAUUGUUCUUCUCCCACCGACCGACAUCCACCAAGCCAUCACUCAGAAAAUUCAAGCCAAAAUUUCUUAUUCCUAAUGUCGACUUACGGAAAGAAUUUUCAGUGAAUGUCUCUUCGGCAGAGACGCCAAAUAAUUUUUACGUUCAGAUCCUUGAUGAAGAAUUGCGUAGUUAUCGACUAAUGCAGGAUGAACUUCAGACGGAGAUGGCAAAUGUUACUUUGAACUCUAGUUCAAAUUUCAAUUAUAUUGAAAAAGGUUUUAUUUGUGCUGUCAAGUACCUUGGCGAUUGGUACCGAUGUUUGGUGGAAGAAAUUUACCAACAAAAUCGAGUACUUGUUUUCUAUGUUGAUACCGGCCAUCGCCAGACUGUUCACGGUUCUGAAUGUUUGAAUUUACUGGAGACGUUUCUCGAUCUGCCUUGUCAAGCACUACGCUGUGUUUUGGAUGGCAUCAAUCCGCUCAAACCACGUGCAACGAAGAUGAACAGUUAUCGCCGUCGUCAGACUUCAUGGAAUUUAUGGUCUCGCGAAGUAAUAGAAUCCAUUCGUGGUUAUCGUAACAAGCAAGGAGUGAUUAUAGUGGAGAAUUGGAAAGUUGGUGACGUUGGCCGAUUAGACCAAGAACUUACAGCCUUCGUCGUUUUAUAUCGUGAUGGUGAACAGUUUUGCCUGAACCAAAUGCUGGCACGCGCCGGUGUGGUUAACAGUACCAAAGGGCAUAAAUAUCUGGAACGUUCUAUUAUCACAUCAGACUCUGCAAUGCAAUGUGGAAUUUCUCAGCCGAUGUUGACUGAUUCGGUCGAGAGCGGAAUGUACGCGCCGUCAACAGAAGCGGAUUUCACAUCAUUGAUUCCCGGCAUACCCAUAACGGAAGAACUGAUUACCCAGGCUCCGUCAGUGGCAAAUGGACGAGAUAGCGACCAAAAGAAUUUUGAGAAACUUGUUGGUGACGGUGAUUCAAAUUACUCCGACUGUCUUCCUGUUUCUGUCUUUCCGAUGUCAUCGUAUAAUCCAAGUCCAAUCUUAGAGGUUUCGGAUGCUGGCAAUACUUCUCCACAAGCAUUGGAUCUGCACAGAAAUGAGUUGUGUUCGGGUUUAGCUGGCUCCACAUCUUCCAUUAACAAAAAUCCUGAUAACGAAAUGGAAAGCAGUAUUGAACCGUUGAAAUUCGCGCUUGAAUAUCUUCCGGCAUCGAAAUUUAAUGACUGUUUACCGAACCCGCCAGUAAGAAAACAUGCUUCCGAAGAUGUCUCUGCCGGUUAUGGAAAAGACCUUAGUUUGAAAACAGUGUUGACCAAUUUUACUUCUUGUGGGACAUCAAAUUCAUCGGGAAUCGAAGUUUUGGCACCUGCCUUGGAUCAGCAAAAAGAACAAAAAACGAUCAAUUUGACUAACGAAAAAUCUGAUGGCACGUGCAGUAUAAAUAAUUGUCAAACCGACUUAGUGGGCACUUUGGGAACGCAGCCGGAGUCCGAAACAUCCGUUACGGUCUCUUACGUGUGGAUGGACUCUCCAGACGCUAUGUAUUUUCGCACGGCUGAUAUGCAAGCUCAGUACGAGGAGCUACGAUAUAAAAUGAAACAACACUAUGGAAACAUCGGAUUAAGGGAAAAAACAAAAUUUGAAGUUGGCUUUCGCUGUGCUAUCCAUGAGCACCACUCCUGGUGGCGUGCAGAAGUCGUCUGUAUGGACGACUACCCUAAAUGUGAGGUUUUGUUUGUUGAUACUGGAUAUCAUCGCACAGUUCGUGCUAAACACAUCUACGAGUUGGAACUAGGUUUUGAUGAAAUUAAACGUUUAGUGCUUAAAUGUUCCCUAUAUGGCGUCUUCAGUGGCACUGAAAAUGGAACUUGGAAGGAGAACUGCAUCAAAUAUAUCCACGACCGACUUUUGGGAUCUGAAAGCAUCAGCAUUUUUCGACGACAACAGAGAGAAUCAAAGUAUGCAGCACUUCCAGUUAUGUGCCUCUAUGUCUACAAUGUGGAAGGCGGUCCUUUGCAGAUUCCAGGCAAGACGCAAAUCAACCUUAACGACGAGCUUGUUUCAUUGGGUCUGGCCCAAAAUUACCCAGGACCUCUGCCAUCUUCAAACGUUAUUCCUGUUCUCCGGGCUUGGAGAUUGUCCGAACCUCCUAAAGUUGGCUCCGUAUUUUGGGCAAUAGUAACCUGGGUCAAUUUGACAGGAGAGAUUUAUUUGCAUGACAUCAAGUCAGUACCGGCGAUGAACGAGAUUACCAAAUGGUUAAACGAAGCAUACAGCGGCACAGAACCGACUGAUGCAGAUCUUCGUUGUCGUCCCGGAGACCUGUGCAUAGCGAAGUAUAAAAUAGACAACAAGUGGUAUCGUGCCAUAGUUAAAAAGACUGAAGUUGAACUUGAGAAAGUCACAGUGUUUUUUGUUGAUUAUGGAACGCUGGAUUCGGUAGACUGUCGUGACAUUCGUCUUAAUAUCAUGCUAGAAGAAUUGCCGACCCAAACGGUUUGCUGCAAGCUGUUCAACAUCCGUCCUCCGGUUGAGGACCUCACUGAUCGAAAAUGGGACUGGCCGGUAAAAACUCUCGAUCAUCUACAUGAAUUGAUUGUGGAUAAAGAGUUUCGCGUGAUCGUCAAGGGCAAAGGCCCACCGCUGCCCGUCGCGUUGAUAACUCGUAAGCAAUCAUCAAUUGCAUCGUAUCUUGUUGAAAAUAAAAUGGCUGAGUUAACUGAUCCUAAUUUAUGGAAGAAAAAAUCGAAGAAAAAGAAAUGUGAGAAGAAGUGAUUAAUUAAAGUGUGAUAAUGUGCGCAGCCAUUGGUAUUUCUUUGCUAAACCUACCAAUUGCAUGCUGAUCUCCAAUAACUGUUCAACUUAGUUGAUUUGUUGAGAAAAAAUUUUUUUGUGUCUGUGUUGUUUUGUUUAAACAAAGAACCCCCCUAAAAAAAUGGGAUCGUUUGUUUGUGUUUGGAGAUAUUUUGAUUUGAUUUAGUUUUGUUGUUUCGUAGUAAUUGGAGAACCUCCGUCCAGCAACCUUCAACCAAGAAACUAAUUUUUUUUUUUUUUUUUUCGUUGACAUUGAUUUAAUGGAGAACAACGUAUGAAAACCAAGAAAAUACAAAUGCUCAAAAUUUA
Messenger RNA from Daphnia magna, 5090 nucleotides. RefSeq lists its product as uncharacterized. The record is from RefSeq and is a predicted model, not a curated record. NCBI's taxonomy places the organism in Eukaryota, Metazoa, Arthropoda, Branchiopoda, Diplostraca, Daphniidae. Bases 150 to 4742 code for a protein of 1530 amino acids. The transcript is spliced from 11 exons.